Molecule: messenger RNA, 573 nt
Organism: Bufo gargarizans (Asiatic toad)
Lineage: Eukaryota; Metazoa; Chordata; Amphibia; Anura; Bufonidae
Product: apoptosis-associated speck-like protein containing a CARD
Exons: 3
Coding region: 94-498 (134 amino acids)
Biological process (GO): inflammatory response; regulation of apoptotic process; innate immune response
Source: RefSeq, a predicted model, not a curated record
AUAAUCCCGCGAGAGCGGUCACGGGUCUCGCGAGAUUACCGCAGCAGGACGGGGUUGCGCUCUGAAGCUACUUGCAGACCAGCAGCGGGUCCGAUGUAUAUCUGCCAGGAUGUUCCCGGAUGUCCUUGCCGAGUACAAGAGACGAGGCGGCUGAGAGAAGUGUCAGGAUCGCAUGGAGAAGACGAUGACGGAGAAGAUCCACAUCGGAGGAGAUGUCACCUGGAGGUCCUGGAUGUGACAGAUGGGGAGCAUUUUGUGGACAGACAUCGAGCUGAGCUGAUAAGACGGGUGAAACAGGUGGAUCCGAUCCUGGAUGAUCUCUAUCAGCAUAAGCUGCUGACAACCGAAGCCUAUGACACCGUGCGCAGCAAGGCGACCUCUCAGAGGCAGAUGCGGGAGCUCUUCCGUCACGUGGAAUCCUGGUGGAAUAAAGACAAGGAUCAGUUCCUGAAAUCUCUGAGAAAAAAUAACCAACCGCUCAUCAGGAAUCUGGAAUAGGAUUGUGAUUAGAGAGCUAGCUCCUCUGGUCAGUGCUUCAAGGCAGCGGUUAUAAUAAAGGGGUAUGUCGGCGCU